Messenger RNA from Parascedosporium putredinis, 228 nucleotides. The record is from the annotation of a GenBank genome assembly. Lineage: Eukaryota; Fungi; Ascomycota; Sordariomycetes; Microascales; Microascaceae.
AUGCCGCGACCUUUGAACCGUGAUGAUGAUCGGGGACGAAGAGAGUCCCGGGCUUCGACUCAAGGGCCCGGCACACUACCCCCGAUGGAAAAGCCCGAAAUCCUUCUUCUCAAGCCCCCGGGCCAAGCAAGACAGCAACCCGAGUUUCACCACCGGAAGCCCCUUCCGCUGCAUCUACAUCUCGAGAUUCGGGUCCCCGAAUCGCCAAACCUUUGGGGGCUCCGGUAG